AUGGGAUGUGGAUAUGAGUGUGGAUUUCGUCAUUUUAUGAAUAAGCAUUGGAGUACAAAUUGCAUAGGAAAUGUUUAUUGUGAUAUUAGUUAUAAAGACUAUAUGGAACUUAAAAACAGAUCCGAAGUUAGCAACUCCUACUUUGAAAAAGAAGCAAUUCAUUGUUAUGAAUUGUGGAUGCAAAAUGCUAUCAGAAGAGUUAAACGUGCAAGAGAGAUUAGGAAAAAAAUUCGAGCUAUAAGG
Molecule: messenger RNA, 243 nt
Organism: Racocetra persica
Lineage: Eukaryota; Fungi; Glomeromycota; Glomeromycetes; Diversisporales; Gigasporaceae
Source: the annotation of a GenBank genome assembly